GCUGCAGCCUGAGCCUGUGCCUGUGCGGCUGUGCCCCGUAGGUCUCUAGUCUCCCCAUCCGGUACAAUUUCAUUCCUCUUCUUCUCCCGACUCCUGACCUGAACGCGGAUCUGCCGCCGUCGCCGUAGCCUUAUAGCGUCGCCGCCGACGCCUGAAGACCUCGCCACCAGCCCUCCCCCCAUCCCCCCCCCCCCCCUUCCGCCCCUACCCUCUGCCCCACCCAAUCUCCACAUCUCUCUCGCGCUUCGCCGCCGCCAUCGCCGUCCCGGUUCUUCCUCGCCGCGAAUCGCUUCCCUGCUGUCUCCAUCCCCUUCGGAAUCUUUGGCCAUUUCCCAUUGGGCUUUGAGCAGGGCUGUCAGUUCAACAAAUCAAUAAGGGAAGGCUGAUAGGGUUGCUGAGAAUGUGGGGGACCAAUUCACAAGAAUGAUGUCCACUGCCUUAAGCAGAAUUACAGUAUCAUGAAUUCUGAAGGAAAUGCCAGAGUAAAAUGGUCAGAAGAGGAAAAUGAGAUACUCACUCAAAUGGUAAACAAACAUGGGAUGAAAAACUGGCAAACUAUUGCGCAUGCUAUACCUGGCCGAAGUGCACAACAAUGCCGCCAAAGGUGGAGAUACAAAGUAGAUUCUGCAAUAAACAAAGAGGCGUGGUCACAACAGGAGGAGUUGAGACUGAUUCGUGCUCAUCAAAUUUAUGGAACUAAGUGGCGCGAAAUGGUCAAACAUUUUCCUGGGAGGACGAAUGGUGCACUCAAGGACUACUGGAGAGGUCCUAUGAAAAGAAAACUGGAUUCAUAUUUGGCAUCAGGAUUGCUUGAACAACUUCCAGACGUGCUUGAAAACAUGUCUGUUCCACAGAACAGUGAUUCAGAUAUUCUGAACGAGACUGAAGGUUUAUUCGAUAGGAAUGAACUGCCAUCAGGUCAACCAACAAGUUCCAAAUCUAAACCGGUCCUCACAGAAAGAGGUGAAAGUGCUGAUAUGUCGGAGGGAAAAAAUGCUGACUUCAUGUAUGUUAGAGCGGUUGAUGCUCAUUCAGCCAAUGCCCCUCAAAAGAUAAUUGUUAGAUCGGAGCAGCAUGCAAGAACCAGGAGGAAAUUGGAUAUUCUGUCAAGCCCAGUGGAGCUGAAGGUGUCCACUGUUGCAGUAAAUUCUGAAAGGCCUUUACAGAAAAAGGAACAAAUGGGUCCAGCCGUUAGUGGUAUAGAUCCAUCAAAUGGAUGCCUUGAUAUUUCACCUGAAGUCCCAUCACAAUAUGCAAACACACUUGUAUCACCCAAUGGUAGUUACCAGCCCAAUGAUGUUCAUUCUGCGGGAACCUCAGACCCAUGUUCACCAGAGCUAGAUAUAUCAGAUCUUAUGGAGAUGUCAUACUUUGAUAGCUUCAUGAUCUUUCCUCCUGAUUCUCCACAUGAUGGUAACUCCCUGUAACAUGAGAAAAGUGACACUGACAAACUUCAGAUAUCUUCACUUUGCACUCUUUUGGCUGAAAAGCGAUGUGCUAAACUUACCAUUAGUACUAUCGUCCUGUAAACUCAUAGCUCUUGUAUGAUUAUUGUCUUAUGUUAAUGAAAAUCUUAGCUGGGGAAAUAAGAACAAUUUUGUUGUCAUA
This is a messenger RNA of Brachypodium distachyon (stiff brome), 1608 nucleotides long. RefSeq names its product transcription factor MYB3R-2. Lineage: Eukaryota; Viridiplantae; Streptophyta; Magnoliopsida; Poales; Poaceae. Gene Ontology annotation, biological process: regulation of DNA-templated transcription. Gene Ontology annotation, molecular function: RNA polymerase II cis-regulatory region sequence-specific DNA binding; DNA-binding transcription factor activity, RNA polymerase II-specific. The transcript is spliced from 6 exons. The record is from RefSeq and is a predicted model, not a curated record. The coding region runs from base 459 to 1427 and encodes 322 amino acids. Gene Ontology annotation, cellular component: nucleus.